Messenger RNA from Phyllostomus hastatus (greater spear-nosed bat), 3071 nucleotides. RefSeq names its product cyclase associated actin cytoskeleton regulatory protein 2 (gene CAP2). Gene Ontology annotation, biological process: regulation of adenylate cyclase activity; cytoskeleton organization; cell morphogenesis. Gene Ontology annotation, molecular function: actin binding; adenylate cyclase binding. The record is from RefSeq and is a predicted model, not a curated record. The coding region runs from base 286 to 1719 and encodes 477 amino acids. Gene Ontology annotation, cellular component: cytoplasm. The transcript is spliced from 13 exons. NCBI's taxonomy places the organism in Eukaryota, Metazoa, Chordata, Mammalia, Chiroptera, Phyllostomidae.
ACGGCCCAUCUGCCCCUCCUUUCCUCCAUCCUCCUCUCCUCUCUGUUCCCCUUUAUUUCCACUCCCCACCCGCGUAGCUUUGCUCUCCCUCUCUCUCCCCCUUGGCUUGUCUGUAUUUGGAGCUCCCGGAAGCCGCUGGCGACUCUCCCCAGAAGCAGCGUGACUGACACCGACUCCCAUCCAGGGGGAGGGGGAGGAGGGGAGGAGGACUAGCGGGAGGAGGUUUCGAGUGGCGGAACACGGAUUUGCAUCGCCGAGGACAAGACCCCAGGGCACCCAAGCAGAAUGGCAGAGCUGCAGGGCCUGGUGGAAAGACUGGAACAGGCCGUCAGCCGACUGGAGUUGCUGUCUGAGGUGUCACACCGACCUCCUGAGAACUGUGGGGAACUUAAUGGUGUCAAUGGAGGUGUGGCACCCUCAGUGGAAGCCUUUGAUAAACUGAUGAACAACAUGGUGGCCGAGUUUUUAAAGAAGAGUAAGAUCCUUGCUGGUGAUGUGGAGACUCAUGCAGAAAUGGUGCAUAGUGCUUUCCAGGCCCAGCGGGCUUUCCUUCUGAUGGCUUCUCAGUACCAGCAACCCCAAGAGAAUGACGUGACUGCACUUCUGAAACCAAUAUCGGAAAAGAUCCAGGAAAUCCAAACUUUCAGAGAGAAGAACCGAGGCAGCACAAUGUUUAACCAUCUCUCAGCCGUCAGUGAAAGCAUCCCGGCCCUUGGGUGGAUAGCUGUGUCCCCCAAACCCGGUCCUUAUGUCAAGGAGAUGAAUGAUGCUGCCACCUUUUACACUAACAGGGUUUUAAAGGACUACAAACACAGCGAUUUACGCCAUGUGGAUUGGGUGAAGUCAUAUUUGAACAUUUGGAGUGAGCUUCAAGCAUACAUCAAGGAACACCACACCACAGGCCUUACUUGGAGCAAAACAGGCCCAGUAGCAUCGAUUGCAUCCACAUUGUCUGCCCUCUCCCCUGGGCCUGGCCUUCCUCCACCCCCUCCUCCUCCACCUCCUCCAGGGCCACCUCCACUUUUUGAAAAUGAAAGCAGAAAAGAAGAGUCCUCUCCUUUACGUUCAGCUUUAUUUGCACAACUUAACCAAGGGGAGGCGAUUACAAAAGGGCUCCGGCACGUCACAGAUGCCCAGAAGACAUACAAGAAUCCUGGCCUGCGAGCUCAAGGAGGACAAACUCCAUCUCCCACCAAAAGCCACACUCCAGGCCCCAAAGCUCCCCAAUCAGAGCCUCUUCAGAAACAUGCUCCUGUGUUCGAGUUGGAAGGAAAGAAGUGGAGAGUAGAGUACCAAGAGGACAGAAAUGACCUUGUGAUUUCAGAGACCGAACUGAAACAAGUGGCUUAUAUUUUCAAAUGCAACAAGUCUACCCUACAGAUGAAAGGGAAAAUAAAUUCCAUUACAAUUGACAACUGUAAGAAGUUUGCUCUGGUGUUUGACAAUGUGGUGGGCAUUGUGGAAGUGAUCAACUCUAAGGACAUACAGAUGCAGGUCAUGGGAAAAGUGCCGACAAUUUCCAUUAAUAAGACAGAAGGCUGCCACGUAUACCUCAGUGAAGAUGCGUUAGACUGCGAGAUAGUGAGUGCCAAGUCCUCUGAAAUGAACAUACUUAUCCCUCAGGAUGGCGAUUAUAGAGAAUUUCCUGUUCCUGAACAGUUCAAAACAACAUGGGAUGGAUCCAAGUUGGUCACUGAACCUGCAGAAAUUAUGGCCUAACCUCCAGAAAGAACAGACUCCCUGAUCUGAAUCUCCCAAUUAAAAAAAAAAAGCAGCAUUAAAGACCGAGAAGUUGCAGUAGCAACUGCUAGGUGUGGCCUCCAACAAUUCUGUGCUAUAGAAACAGCAUCAUUUCUGGCAUGCCUUCAUGGGCACUUUGAAAUAGUUAACAUUUCUUCAUGAUUUGCCUUUGUGUGUGGUUUGAGUUCCACAUGCUAACUCAUGAGCAUUAUGCAUUUAAAGGGAAAAAAGAAUUCUGUUUUCCUCUUAUCAUUAACACAGUAGACGAUAGGUAAAAAUAUUGCAUGAUUCAUUUUUGCACUUAUGUUUAAUUGAUAUCUGGAAAAUAAAACCUUUGAGAAUCUAAGGUGUACAUUUUUAACUUUUACACAAUUUCAAUAUGCUGUAGUGGUAGUAUGCUCUGAAAAAAUCUGCUUUUUAUUUUCUUACUUUCACAUGUUCACCUUUAUCAGUGUGGCUACACUGUCAGCAUGAAUACAUAUUUCAACCCAUGUUUUGACAAAACAGAAGAAAAUUCCAUACUAAGGACAAUAUCCAGUUUCUUGGUCCCUAGAAAACCUUCAUUCUUUACAGUUUCUAAAACCCAAAGUAAAUGCUAACAAUUUCUCAUAAACAUUUUUCUGCCUUGUCACCUGGGAAACUUUUAUUUUUCUGCAUAAAGAUUUUCAUGCCAAAACAUAGGUGGGAGGAAGCAGAUAUAAUACCUCACAGUUUUGCUCUAAGAUCAAGCUCAAGUUUUGUUUACCAAUUUUGAACUUGUUAAAUAUCAGAUGCCUUGUAAGUGAUGUCUUUAGUGUUUUCUUAGAGACCACCUUCUUCUUUUCCACUUGCCAGAGUUGCUAAGCAGUCUCAAAGAUGAACAUGAAAAAGCCAUAAAUGUAUUACUUCUUACAAAACCCAAGGAAUUGUUUGUUGGUUUGGCCUGCUGCUCCUGUUUUGUAGUAUUGAUAGUACAUGCUUUUCAACAUAAUAUGAUACUCCUUUGUAUCUUUUUAGAAUAUAGUGCUGAAAAUCUGCAACUUCUUGGAUCACGUGUAAUAAACUAUAGUAUAAUGCUUGCAGACCCAAUACAAGCAUAUAUAUUGUGCCUAUUACAGCCUUUGGAAUAUAUCAUUUCUGUCUUUUUAAGUAUCUUCUAUAUCCAUAUAGGACUAAAAUUACUAAAUACUCAUGUAUCAAGGUUUUGCAAUAAAAGUUUUGUCCAUAUAAAUAAUGUUGUGGCUUUAGUAAAUAUCUUUUUUUUUCAACUGUAAACCUAUUCUAAAAUAAAGUAAAAUUCUGAUUGUUUAAGUGCUGUGUUGAAUUCUGGGUAUUAAAGCUCUUUUUUUCUA